CUGUACAACUCACUUCAGCUUCCCUGUUUUCAUAGACCUUACUUGGAGCGAAGUAUUCCUUCCGGUCACGGGUAAAUGUCCUUUUGGGAAAUUCGGUCGGCAGUGCCGACUCACUUGCCAUUGCAAAGAUGACGUUGAUUGUGAUGACGUAGGUGGGUCAUGUCCGGGACCCUGUUCUGAAGGGUGGUCUGGACCCAGCUGUCAGCCUCCAGCUCACCACAUCAACCAGCUCCAGCUCACCACAUCACCCAGCUCCAGCUCACCACAUCACCCAGCUCCAGCUCACCACAUCACCCAGCUCCAGUUCACCACAUCACCCAGCUCCAUGUGCUCAGAAUUCACUUUUGGUAUGAACUGUUCUCAAGAGUGCUCCUGCUCUGAUCCCAGAGAAAACUGCAAUGGUAUCACUGGCUCGUGCAACUCAGGAUGUAGAGAUGGAUACACGGGGAUCACUUGCACAUCACCUUGCCCAGGCCAUUACGGGAAGGAGUGCCGGUAUAAAUGCGGUCACUGCUACGGGAACCUGUCAUGUAAUCAUGAAACUGGAAAGUGUCCUCAUGGUUGUGCUCCUGGUUGGACCGGGCCGUUCUGUCAGCAAGCCUGUCACACGGGCACUUACGGUAUAGAUUGUGUCCAUCUUUGUCACCGCUGCUUGGACAACGCAACCUGUGACCCACAAACGGGUAACUGUCCUUGGAGAUGUGAACCAGGAUGGAAAGGAGUCAGGUGUGACACAGAAUGCGAGUCGGGACGUCAUGGUCAGAACUGUGCAUUUCCAUGUGGUCACUGCUACGGUGCCUUUCCUUGCGACAGACACACAGGAAUGUGUCCAUCCGGUUGCAACUCCGGUUUCGAGGGUCUUUUCUGUACCAAAG
Candidula unifasciata is the source of this 875-nucleotide messenger RNA. The record is from the annotation of a GenBank genome assembly. NCBI's taxonomy places the organism in Eukaryota, Metazoa, Mollusca, Gastropoda, Stylommatophora, Geomitridae.